Molecule: messenger RNA, 894 nt
Organism: Cajanus cajan (pigeon pea)
Lineage: Eukaryota; Viridiplantae; Streptophyta; Magnoliopsida; Fabales; Fabaceae
Product: peptidyl-prolyl cis-trans isomerase 2
Biological process (GO): protein folding; protein peptidyl-prolyl isomerization
Cellular component (GO): cytoplasm
Molecular function (GO): cyclosporin A binding; peptidyl-prolyl cis-trans isomerase activity
Source: RefSeq, a predicted model, not a curated record
GCAAAACCCUAAACCUUGGCUAGGGCUAGGGUUUGUUCUAUAUCAAUGCCAUUGUUGCGCCUCCUUCAUUGUUCAGUACCAAUUUCAACCUCAAGCUCUCUGCCAAAGGAUCUAAGAAACUCUGUUGUGGUAAUCAAUAUGUCAAAGAAUCCGAAAGUUUUCUUUGAUAUUCUAAUUGGAAAGAUGAAAGCUGGGCGAGUAGUGAUGGAGUUGUAUGCUGAUGCAACCCCAAAAACGGCAGAAAAUUUUAGGGCCCUAUGCACCGGUGAGAAAGGGAUUGGUCAAUCUGGGAAACCUUUACAUUACAAAGGGUCUACAUUUCAUCGUAUUAUUCCAGAUUUUAUGUGUCAGGGGGGAGAUUUUACGAGAGGAAAUGGGACUGGGGGAGAGUCUAUUUACGGUGCCAAAUUUCAGGAUGAGAAUUUCAAUUUGAAGCAUACUGGCCCUGGAAUUCUCUCCAUGGCAAAUGCUGGACCUCAUACAAAUGGUUCUCAGUUCUUUAUAUGUACUACAAAGACACCCUGGCUUGAUGGAAAACAUGUAGUGUUUGGAAAAGUUGUUGAUGGGUACAAUGUUGUGAAGGAGAUGGAGAAGGUGGGUUCUGGAAGUGGCAGAACAUUAGAACCUGUAGUAAUAGAUGACUGUGGGCAGUUAGAGAAAUGAAAACUAUUGUUGGCAAUGGCAGAUAGCUGAGAUCUGAAUUCUGAAUUAAUAAGCGGAUCUUUUGUGACUUGUUAUAUUGGAUAUUACUAUUCAAUACAAAUUACUAGUAUUAUAAUAAGUAAUUUGUAUUGGAAGAGUUUUUUUUGUAUCAAAUAUUAUCGUGACUCCCAAAUCCCAAUUCUCUUCUGAAGUAAGGAAUGCCAUCUCUAGUUCCACAGUCCUCUGAUUUUA